AGAGAUAGAAUCAUAGAAAUUAGAAUAAGGCCUAUCUAGGGCAUAGGGCAUAUACAAAUAUUUAGAGAGAGAGAGAGAGAGACCGUUGGAAGUUGAAAGGUUAGGUCUAGCUACAAGAUUCGUCGUCGGCCGGAGAGAUAAUCAGUAUCAAUGGGGCGGAGAAAGCUCGAAAUUAAGCGGAUCGAAAAUAAGAGUAGCAGGUCAGUGACGUUUUCGAAGCGGAGAACGGGAUUAAUAAAGAAAGCACGACAUCUUUCCUUGCUCUGCGAUGCGGAUGUCGCCCUCAUCGUAUUCUCCGCCCCCGGCAAACUCUAUGAAUUCUGCAGCAGCGCUAGUAACAGUAUGGCACAUCUUCUUGCUAGGUAUGAGAAGAAUCGCCUAGAACCAGAAAGUGGGACCAUCAAAGGAGAUGACCAAGAUUUAGAACUUCCAUUGCAGUGCACAAAAUUCAGAACUUGUAAAGAGCUUCUACAGGAGGUAGACAGGCUUGUUGAAGAGAAUAAUACAGAGGAGCUCUCUCUGACUGACAUGACACAACUAGAAGAAGAACUUCAUGAUGCUCUUGUGCAAACACGGUCAAGAAAGACACAGUUAAUGAUGGACUACAUAGCCACUCUCCAAGAAGAGGAAAGGAAGUUAAGCAAAGAUAAGGAAGAAACAGCCAAGCAGAUUGCAUCAGUGGAGCAUAUAGUUGCAGGGGUUGAUGAGGUUGGGGGGCAUAACGACCUUGCCACUAACGAGAUGAAUUCGCUCCAACAUCUCCUCACACUCUCUCUUUUUAAUGCCUAAACUUCUCCGACUCACUAACUUUAAUUGCUUCCAGAAACAGUUUGGCGAAUUUAAUAAGCCAAUAAUCCAAUUAGAAGUAUUGGGCUCAUCUGGCCUCGUGGAGAGUCUAUCCUGCAUGCGUGUGUUUUUUUAGUAGGUAGUGUGAAAUAUGGGGUUAAUUAGUUCUGUUAAAUGGGUCAAAUAGUUCAUAGAGACUCUAUGUUAUUCCCAUUGGUCCAUUGGGUUAUUAUUACUGUAUACGCGGCUCCACCAUUAUUUUUGGGGUAUUUAUUCGAUUAAGAAAGGAAAACCCCACGUUUACUCCAAACACGCACGACCCACAACCCAUGGUGCUGCUUCUUUAGCGUGCAACGCUUCAUCCUCCUUCGACAACGUUUCUUCAGCCGAUAACACUUCUUUAGCUGGCGCUGCUUUAUCCGGUGUUGCGGCUUCAACGACUUCUUCUUCAUCCCACUCUCAAACUGUAGUUCUAAAUUUGAUGUUUGAUUUUUGAUUCUGUUAAAAUAUGUGUGAUAUAUUGUUUUUUAUUAUGUUGUGCCUCAAGAACGAAUUACGAUUUACGAUU
Lactuca virosa is the source of this 1354-nucleotide messenger RNA. NCBI's taxonomy places the organism in Eukaryota, Viridiplantae, Streptophyta, Magnoliopsida, Asterales, Asteraceae. The record is from the annotation of a GenBank genome assembly.